Messenger RNA from Sinocyclocheilus anshuiensis, 1265 nucleotides. RefSeq names its product cyclic AMP-responsive element-binding protein 3-like protein 4. The annotation marks the transcript as partial. Gene Ontology annotation, molecular function: RNA polymerase II cis-regulatory region sequence-specific DNA binding; DNA-binding transcription factor activity, RNA polymerase II-specific. The record is from RefSeq and is a predicted model, not a curated record. NCBI's taxonomy places the organism in Eukaryota, Metazoa, Chordata, Actinopteri, Cypriniformes, Cyprinidae. Gene Ontology annotation, cellular component: nucleus. Gene Ontology annotation, biological process: regulation of transcription by RNA polymerase II. The transcript is spliced from 8 exons.
GAUGCUGAGGAGGUUCUGGAGAGCGGCCUGCUCCUGGAAGAGUCUGGAAUACUGUACGCUGGACUGGAGCGACACACGGAGGAGUGGAGCGUCGAGCCGCGCUGUAGUUUGAAUGAUAGUGAAUCUGAGGAGGUUCUGAACGCCAUGAACCCGAACGAGAUGUACACGUCAGCGGUGUGUGAGAGCGACAGCGGUCUGUCUGAAGAUCAGUCCUUAGACGGAGCCCACGAGCAGAACCUCGGUAACGCUGUCUAUCAGGUGGUGUAUGACAUCAGUGGUGUGGGCGGAGCCUCGGAGCAGCAGACGCCACAGAUGGACGUGAUCUCCAUCGAGCUGGAUGAGUGGAGCUCUCAGAUGCUGCUGGCCGACUCGUGUGUGGUCAACGAGCUGGUGUCGUCUGUCAAAGUGGAGGACGUUUCUGCUCAUCACGUGCAGAACAUUCAGAACCCCGAUGGUUUUAUGGUUUAUCCUGAACUCCAGCUCACAGAGGAGGAGCAGAAGCUGCUGGAUCAGGAGGGAGUCUCACUGCCCAAUAACCUGCCCUUAACGAAGUCAUGUAGUUUGUGUGGUCAUCGUGUGUGUUUCAGGACUCUUGUGGCUCAGCUGCACAAACUGCAGGCUUUGAUCAAGCAAACGGCCACCAAAGCGGCACAGACGAGCACGUGCAUCAUGAUCCUCCUCUUCUCUCUGGCUCUGCUCAUCUUCCCCAGUUACAGUCCGUUCAGCCGUCGUUCUCCGUCGGCGGAGGACACUUACGCUCCGGCCGCCGUGAUUUCCAGAAGCAUCCUGAAUGAGGUGGACUCUCUUCCGCUCCUGGAGGAUCCUGUAGAAGAUGAUCCGAUGUCUUCAGAGCCUCUGCCGCCCGCAUCCGAACACAAACCUGCAGACGCAGACGGGCCGCAGGAUUGGAGUGGAGGCCAGAGGAACGGCUCGGCCGCGGCGGAAGGAAACGCAGACGCAGACAAACCACCGCACGCUGAUGAAAUAUACAGGUGUGUCUGAGCCUGCAGCGCUCUUCAUCAUCAUCAUCAGAGGAUAAUCAUUAUGUGCUUUAGUGAGUCACAACCCAACAAUAAUCAUAUCAAUGUUUGAUUUAAGGACUCUUGUUUGUGCGUGGUUUUUUAUUAAGUAAAUUUUUACUCAUCUGACACUGAUCGGAUAUCAUUGCACACAUGAGUGAGGUUUGAAAUCAGCUUCAAAUCUGAUUUCUGAAGAUCAUGUGACACUGAAGACUGGAGUAAUGAUGCUGAAAAUACAGCUGCGCA